AUGCGGGACCGGCGGCUGAGGAAGACCGGUCGGCCGCCGCCAUACCGGCCCCCUAAUGAUUUUGAUCCCGAGAGCACACCACAAUACUUCCAGGUAUCAGUAAAUGUCCUGGAGGCCAGGAAACUGACCUGGUCAAAUCCCCAGGCCACCAACUCCUACGUGAUGGUUGUCUUGGGCAGAAAGAAACAUAGGACCACUGUCAGAAAGAAUAUGGACGAGCCCUUAUAUCGAGAAUACUUAGUGUUUGAUAUGUACAUGAGUAUCAGAGAAAUCCAGCGAUCGAGCCUGUGGUUAGCAGUGAUGGAGCCUAAGUGUUGCGCCCCACCGCGCAUGCUCGGCGAGGCUACCAUUGACCUGGGCGCCAUUUGGGCACAGCCUAAUCACCAAGUUUACCACAAAUGGGCGCAGCUAAGCUUACCUCGAGACCCACAGUCUACUGGGCCAGUAGGGUUUCUGAAAGUGGAUAUAUCAAUAAUAUUUAAAGGAGAGGUACAGGUCAUGCCUGCUAUUGUCAGCGAUGAUAAAGUAGAAGAUACCCUCAUCUUACCUACGAGUGCCGAGCAACAAAAGGCAUGCUACCAGGUGACAGUUCACGCUGCAUUUAGUCUGCCCAGCUGUGUACCGUCUCACUUAGACCGGAGGUACGGGAAGGCUCCCAGUACAUACGUUCGCGUCUCCUUUUGCGGUCUUGUGGCUAAAACCAACGUUCAGCAUCGCACCAAUGAUCCAAAAUACAACGAGCAGAUUUCAAUGGUGGAGAUGUUCCCAAAUAUGAACCAGACUAUCCGCUUCGAGGUCUGUUCAGCUGAUGGUUGCUUCAACAGGGUACUAGGUAGCGCUGAACUCAAGCUGGCUCAGAUUUCCCAUGAUGGAGAAAAUGGUUUUCUACCCACCUUCGGCCCAUCUUUACUCCACAUGUACGGACCAAACAGCAGCAAUAGUGGAACUUCAUCAGAAGAUGGACCGCACCAUAAAGGCAUGCUGCUUAUCACGCUGAAGACCAUCGUUCCUUACUACCAGGCGGUUAUAAGAACUGUCAUUGUAGAGCCGGUGGCUCCCCUUCAUCAGGACAGUUUAUGGAUACUAGAAGAUUUUUGUAUUUACUGUCCCAUAUUUGAAAUUUCCAUGUUGGAUCGUCGUAUAUGUGGCAAAUUGACUGGUCUUGCGAUAACUACUGGUGAAAUGCCUGCCGAUAGGCGGGUUGAUGAUGAUUUCUUCACGCUGAUAACUCAGUUGAAAAACCGCAAACUCCACUACACUGGGUCGUUGGACGUCAUAAAGACAAAGCCAGCGUACGGAUACAUAGAGUUCCCCCAGGAGUUCCCUGUGCUACAGCUCGCCUCCUGUCUCCCUGACUUUCGGUUCCGGAUGUACAGGAACAAUAUAGUCUACGGGAUUGUAUCUGAUCUGGAGCAAUCUCUCACUGAAGUGGAGAAGCGUCUCAACCAUUUCGAGUACACCUCGCCUAACGAACUGAUGGACGACCUGAACAAAGCAGUUGACGAUGCUGCGGGGAACAUCUUGAAAUAUCUGGACAUUGUCCAGUAUUCCAGCAACUCUUCAACCUGUGAAGAGGCACGCCAACAAUACACAACUGAACUUGAUCAGAAGCAGCUGGCAUUGCAAAAGGAAGAAAUCGAGAAAAUAUACCACCAAAUAACAAGAAAGAACAAAAUAGAUUCUACUUUAAACAUAUUUCAACAUUCAAGUAGAAUAGGCACCAGGGAUAGUUUGAUUGGGUCCAGGAAAGGUGUCAAAAUUAUGCUCGCUGAAACCAAAUGCUUAGUCCAAAGUCUUAGAACUACUAUAAACAAAACCACAGAUGGAUGGCCAGAUGUUGUCAUUUGGCUUCUCAAUGAGGGCUCCAGAGUAGCAUAUAUAAAAGUACCAGCGUCAGAAAUAAUAUACUCUGUGAUACCUGAGCAGUGUGGAAGCAGUUGUGGUCGACUCCAAACUAUAUACAUGAAGCCUUUGAAAUGCUUGAAGCAUUCGAGUGCAUCAUCACCCAACUGCAUAUGUAUUGCUGCUAAAGUUGAAAUACUUAUGUGGAUGGGCUUGUUCCGCCAAAGACACGCAUUCGGAAGCUGUUUACCUGUAGGAUACUUUCUGAAGACCAAAAGAGACUUCGAAAUGUACGUGAAGUCCAUAGCCGUGAUGGUCGAAUGCAGAGCGUUUAUAUAUCGGGCCAAAUUAACUAAUGAGGGAGGCGACAAUUUAAACAGUAUGUUUAACUCUUUUGUAAGGAUAAAUGCAAUGGGAGACGUUAGAGACACUAAAGUCCAAAUAAAAACGUCAUCACCAAUAUGGAAUCAAGUUUUGAAAACACAGAAAAUGGUUCAUACUAGUCCUGAAAGGCUUGACAUAAAUCCACCUUACGUUUUAGUAGAAGUUUACAAUGAUGAUCAAAAUGGUAGAACAGACUUAAUCGGACGGUUCCAAAUUCAGCCGGUGGUUGACGAUAGAGUCGGUUACGCUCCUAGGCUCCAGUGGUAUGAGAUUUAUAGAGGGUCUCAGCACACAGGCCAGAUUUUAAUGUCGAUUCAGCUGUUGCAGGUGCCAGAAAAGGUUUUGAAAAGUACAGACUACUCUUCGGUGACAGAAAGUUUUUUCGCAGCUGGAGUGAAGGAUGACAACGAUUUAGGUUUAGAUGACGUAAUACCUUUGCCUAAGAUACUUAUACCGAAGUCUGCAAGUUACAAAGUGGACGUAUACUGGUGGGGUCUGCGAGACAUGAACAUUACCCGGAAACCCUGUGUGAUCCUAGAAAUCGACGAAAUAUUCAUCAAAUCAGAUGUAAUCGGCGAAAGGAAAUGUAAUAGCAACUUCCCAAACGGUCGAGCGAGCCAGAUAUUUGAGUUGCCACUCAAUGAUGAAUAUUGCCCCACUUUGUCCGUUCGACUGUAUGACAGUAGUACGUUUGGAAGGACAUUGUUCCUCGGCACUAACACCAUCAAAAACCCAAGCAAAUACAUAGUGGAAUGGCUGCCGAAAAAAGAAAGGAUAGCGUCUUUGAAAUCGGUUUCUAUUGUGUCAUCGGAUUUCUGUGAAGUUGGAGGUCAAAUGCUUUACAUAAAGAAGAGCAGCAAAUUCGAAGAUUGUGAGGAGUUUGUAUGCAAUACGCCUCAUAGGAAUGCCAUUAUCCGUUACGCCAAGAUCAGAAGAUGGAAGUGGGCCAGUUUCUGUAAGAACGAACCAAGUGAAGAGGAAAUUACUCUUUUGCCAGUGUACGCUAAAGAGAAUAAUCAGAUCAAAGUCGUCAAGAAGAUUCCAAAACCUACAGAAUGCAAUGAUUGGUGGAUGCGGUUCUUUCAAUCAGAAAAGACAAAUUAUGAAGAGGAAAAAUUCACAUCUGAUUACAUCACGAUUUACGAUUACGAGCUGGAAUAUCAACCAGAAUUCUUCAAGUUUAAGGAUUGGUGCUCGACACUGAAGUUCUAUAACGGCAAGAAGACAGGCAUCCCUGAACGGGAUGAGCAGCUUCAAUGUGGGGCACUUAAAGUAGGCGUUGCAAUAUACAAAUGGCCUCCUCCAGAGAACACUGUCGCCGUAAGCUUGAAUGGCGUAGAACUGGACAAAGGAUAUUUUUUGGAGCAUCCCUGUAACGAGGCGUCAAAGUAUCUUGUUCGUGUGUACGUGGUGCGAGGGUUGAGUUUACCGAUGGAUAUUUUUGGAAAAUCCGACCCUUACGUCAUUAUGAACUGCGGGAAGAAACACCUUGGAGAUCGCAAAAACUACGUCCCAAAUACUACGGACCCUAUUUUCGGGAAGCUAUACGAAUUCAGCUGUACUCUACCUGAUGAUUACCUGCUGAGCAUAUCUCUUUAUGGAUAUGAUACCAUGCCACCUGAUGAGCUGAUUGGCACCACUACAAUAGACCUGGAAGAUCGGGUCUAUAGCAAACAUAGAGCUCGAGUUGGUUUGGCUACGGAAUAUAACUUAUCUGGUGUCGCGAAGUGGCGUGACAAUGUCAAACCUUCAGCAAUACUCGAGGAGUUAUGUUACAAGAACCACAUCCCUCUGCCUUUAUACCCUGAUUCUUUCUCCGUCAUCGUCAAUGGAGUGGAGUACAAAGAUAAAGGAACAGGUUCGAUAUCGGAACGGAAAGAAAACAUUUGCCUCAGUAUCUUGCACAAAUGGCAGACGUUGCCCAUCUGUGGGUACCAACUGGUCCCAGAACAUGUCGAGACUAGAACGUUGUACCACCCGGACAAACCUGGCCUAGAACGAGGAAAAAUCCAAAUGUGGGUGGAUAUAUUUCCAAUGGAUGCCAAUACCUACAUUCCGCCUCCCAGUGACAUAACCCCAAGAAAAGUUGAAGAGUAUGAGUUAAGAGUCAUUGUUUGGGAUGUGCAAAGCUUACUCAUUCAUAUGGAUAAGAAGAGAACUUGGAAAACGGCAGAUCUUUAUGUGAAAAUUUGGAUAGGGUCCAUCGAACGUGCGCAACAGACAGAUAUUCAUCAUAAUAGUUUAUCAGGUGAAGGGAACUUCAAUUGGCGUAUGGUCUUCAAUUUCUUGUACCACCAUGCGAAGAGGAAGUUAAUAAACAAAGAAAAAUGCCCCUUUACUGAAUAUGAAGAGUAUGUGGCUCCAAUUCUUGAAGUUCAGCUGGUGGAGAGCAAUGAAGAUGAGUUUUUGGGAUCCUUGUCACUCAACCUGAACUCCAUGUAUCGGGGUUCAAAAUUGGCGCAGGACUGUACUCUAUCAGCUAUGGAGACUGGCAAGAAAAUAAACCUGUUCUCUGUAAGGUCCAUCAGAGCCUGGUGGCCCAUCAAGACGAAUGAUUUGAAUACUGGUGAAGAUCUGCCGGCUGGCUUCAUAGAUAUGGAGAUGACCUUAUUGCCGAGGGAAAAAGCCACACUAAUGCCUGUCGGGGUAGGCAGAGAUCCUCCUGUUCCUCUACCAGAACCAUCACGUCCAAAGCCACCAAAUGACAAAUGCAAGCGUUACUACGAUUUCUUCCAUGACAUGUGCGUCUCUCGUAGUAAAGAGGUUCUGAUCUUCUUCCUGAUUGUCUCUGUGGUGUGGUUUGUCGCCUACUUGCUGUACUUGGCGGUUCCUUCCGCUGAAACCUUCUUUUUACGGUCAGUACCUGCGUGA
This is a messenger RNA of Pectinophora gossypiella (pink bollworm), 5097 nucleotides long. RefSeq names its product otoferlin-like. Gene Ontology annotation, cellular component: membrane. The transcript is spliced from 32 exons. Lineage: Eukaryota; Metazoa; Arthropoda; Insecta; Lepidoptera; Gelechiidae. The coding region runs from base 1 to 5097 and encodes 1698 amino acids. Gene Ontology annotation, biological process: plasma membrane organization. The record is from RefSeq and is a predicted model, not a curated record.